Anisakis simplex (herring worm) is the source of this 462-nucleotide messenger RNA. The record is from the annotation of a GenBank genome assembly. NCBI's taxonomy places the organism in Eukaryota, Metazoa, Nematoda, Chromadorea, Rhabditida, Anisakidae.
GAGAUUGUUAAUGAACCACAAUUGAUAGUGGAAGGUCAUUCGAGGUUCGACGUAAAACAAGGUGCUCUCGGCGAUUGUUGGUUAUUAGCCGCAGUUGCCAACCUGACACUUCGCGAUGAACUCUUUUAUCGUGUUGUGCCUCCCGAUCAGAGUUUCACAGAAAACUAUGCGGGUAUAUUCCACUUUCAAUUCUGGCAUUACGGUGCCUGGGUGGAUGUUGUGGUUGAUGAUCGUUUACCGACCAAAAAUGGUGAACUAAUUUAUAUGCAUUCGGAGGAAAACAAUGAAUUUUGGAGUGCACUUCUUGAGAAGGCGUAUGCGAAGUACGAUUGUGAGGAGUUGAUUUGCCAACUUAUUUUCAGACUUUACGGUUCAUACGAAGCAUUAGAAGGUGGACUAACGUCUGAGGCGUUAGAAGAUUUUACGGGUGGAUUAAUUGAGCAGUAUGAUCUUCAUAAAUAC